CACAGCAGCGCGGCUCGCAACGCCAGUCGACUCGCGAGCACAACAGCUAUUUGAUAAACUUUGCGCGCAAUCUCGGGAGAAACAGUAAGUACAGAAAAAAAAAAAAAAAUACGCCGAGAACCUGUUCCUUGGGAGCGAGGAGGGGGGUGGGGGCACCGCGGUCGUAACGCGCGCUCCUUCGAUAUCACAUAACGCGUUACUAGUGGGGGGCAAGGAGGUAACGGCGGCGUGCGUUAUAUUACAUCCUCUGCAAGGCUUCGUUGUUGUUUUUUUUUUUUUUUUUUUUAUCUUUAUGUAACGCAAAUGCACGGGAGUCGUAAACGACUGGAUUUUUCGUUUGCGAGUGAACGAAACGACAAAUAAGUGUAGCCGAAAACAAAAAUCAUCCAUAGGGGAGGGCGACAAUGAGAGGUAUUCUGAUAUUCGAUCACCUGAACGACGUAUUGUUUACCAAGUGCAACAGAAAGUUCGCCAACCAUGUGCAGAAACUCGCCAGGCUCCAGGGUCUCCUCGGCGAGAACAACAACUUGCAGGGCGACACGGACACGUCGAGCUUCAAGCCGAGCCCUAACGUGAUAAUGCAACUGUUCUCGCCGCUCGUCACCUCCCAGCACGUCAUGGCAUCGCAAUUUGGCAACACCUACACGGCGAUGCGCUGCCACGACGGUACAAACAUGGUCUUCGACGAGUUCAUGGGUCACACGUUCAUCUACGUCUCGAGCGAGGACCCGGACCUGAUGCGGAGGACCCUGGGCGUGUGCGUGGCCAUCGUGAAGCACCUCUGCGGCCCGGACGUCUCGAUACUGAAGACGAGCAGACAGAAGGUCGAGCUGGUUUCGCAUCUCUUGGACGCUUGGGGCGAGUUGAGGGGUUGCGAGCAGAGCCUCCUCACCGAGGCCGUGGAGCAGCUGUCGGUGAAUCACGAGCUGGCAACGGGUACCCUCAGGGUACUCAGCGACGCGGCGGACAAGCUCAGAGCCCAGCCCGAGUUCACGAACGUUCACGCCUUGGUGCUGGUAGGGCAGAAGUUUUUGUCGCUCUUCUCGAGCAAGAACGCCCAGGACCUCCUGGCCUCGGAUGUGCUGCUGAUGGUCUUGCUGUGUCAUGUGGCCAACAAGGACAAGGCCAGGGAAUGUGACACCUCGGAGAACUACAUACUCAUGUCGCGCUGUACUCCGGACGAUGAGAGGCCGGCGAUGCGGAACUCCUCCGGCAAACUGUCCAAGCCCACAACCGAGGACAUCAAUAUUCUGUUCGAGGGGUCGAGGGCGUCGUCGGUUAACGAGGGUCUGGACGGCCUCUACAGUCAACUGGUGCUUCUGGGCUCGGAGGUGAGCGGCUACACGGCCAACGCGGUCCACAUAUCCGACCUGACCGACGGCAUCAAUCUGGUGAUUAUAGUCGAGAUGACGGGCUCGGCCAUAGCAUCCGGACUGUACGACUGUUUUUACCACCUGAACGUCAUAGGGGGGUUGCAGCUGCAGCGCGACGUCGACGAGCUGAGGCCGGCUUUCGACAAUCUGGAGGGAGCUGUCAAGCGUGCCUUCGAUGGUAUCAGGAAGAACCGGGGCAGCGUCAGCAACGACGUCGACAUGUGCCAGAGGAGGCUGCAAGCAAAAUGGGAUCAGGUGAGGAAAAAGUAUGCCGAGCUACUCAAGACCCGCGACGUGGAGUCGAUUUUGAUGAUCGAGUCCAACACUGGGAGCUUUUUCGAAACUCUGAAGGAGCUCUUCAGGUUGACCUGUAUGGACAGGAACUUUCUUCAGCUGGGGACCGACGUGAUUGUCACGGUUUGCAGAUUGGUCAGUCAGAAACUGAACGAUUUCAGUGAUUUUCACAGGGUCAAGGCUCUCAAGAACUUCACCAUUGGAUCGAGAACUUCCCUGACGAUCAACAAAUAUCUCGAAGAGUUUCCUGGUCUGGUGCACUUUAUAUACAUAGACAGGACGACUCACAGGUUGACUGCCCCAACAAUAGAUUUUACAAAUACUGAAACAUUAGAAUUGACAACGAAAAAGAUAUGGACGAUGGUCGAGCAGAGUCGAAUACACCUGCAGGAGGGACACAUGUCUAUAAUGUGGAAAGACACUACGUUUAAUUACGCAUACUUUUUGUGGUUCGAAGACAGCUCGGGUUCACCGCUGAAAUGCAAGACAUACUUUAAUCACAUCUUAAAAAACUUUCCAGUUCCUGGUAUUCUCUGCGGAGAUUAUUACAGAAAACUAGUGGAAACGUACUUCCCAAAGCUCUCACCUAACAAAAUACGUAUUUACGAGCUUUUCUGUGUCCACCUCGGCCUGGCAACUUCAUCAUGCGUUCUCGAGCACUCGAGACGCCUCGCAGCUACCAUUUGGGAAAUUACUGGUCUUCCUAACAAUCCAGCUGAUUUACUAUGAAAUUCACAUAUAUGUGACUUUAUAACACUUGAAUCAACGCUGAAGACCUUUGAGUCCUUUUGUAAUCAUGAAUCAAGAUGGUCUCGUCUUUAUAUUAUUUUUUAAUAAAUAACUGCUAACCAUUAAUGUAACAAAUAUAAAAAAUUAAUAGAAGAGAGCCAUUUUCGAGCGAAAAUCAAUUGUCUACAGAUAAACUGAAAAAAUCCGUAUUUUACUGAAUGAAAUAAAAAAAACUUAAAAAAAGAUAGAAAUGUAUAAAACGAGACACAGCAUUUCAUCCUCAUUUCCGAGUAUCUGUUUGUACAUAAGGACAACUUGUGAACGAGAUCGUAGGUCUGUCUCGUCAAAUUUCCUUUGAUCAAACGCGAGUUUAUCAGU
Messenger RNA from Copidosoma floridanum, 2774 nucleotides. RefSeq names its product Hermansky-Pudlak syndrome 1 protein (gene HPS1). NCBI's taxonomy places the organism in Eukaryota, Metazoa, Arthropoda, Insecta, Hymenoptera, Encyrtidae. Gene Ontology annotation, biological process: vesicle-mediated transport. Gene Ontology annotation, cellular component: BLOC-3 complex. Gene Ontology annotation, molecular function: guanyl-nucleotide exchange factor activity. The record is from RefSeq and is a predicted model, not a curated record.